ACCAGGGGACAUCUACGAUAAACAGCAAUGUCUACAGUCUUUGUAACCACUGGUGCAACCAUUGUAUUUGAGGAAUUGAUAAGAUCAACACUGGAUGAGAAGUUUAUCAAUACACUCAAGUCACUUGGCUAUAUAAAGCUAGUUGUACAAUACGGUGUUUCUGGUGCUGAAUUGUUUGAGCAGUGUUUAUCAAAGCUAUCACUGGAUAAUGACUCUUUCUCUGUGGAGGGUUUCCCCUUUUCAGAUGACAUCUCAAGCAUCAUUUCACAAUGUGAUGUGGUUGUUUCACACGCCGGCACAGGUUCCAUCCUUGACACGUUGAGAUUGAAGAAGAAGCUUAUAGUUAUGGUGAACGAUAAACUCAUGGAUAAUCAUCAGUUAGAAAUAGCACAAGAACUCGAAAACAAUGGUUGUCUUCUAAAAACAUGUGCUUCUCUACAGGGUCUAUUAUCAUGCUUUGACAAGCUACAGAGCUUCAACCAACAUCCUCUUCCGGAACCAGAUCCUAAUAUCAUUGAAGAUAUUCUUCAUGAACUCUAACCCUCUACAGUAUACAUUUGAUGAGUAUGUUGCGUAUUAAUAUUAUGUUUCGAUAAACAUCUUCAUAAGAACUUCACGGUCCUCCUGGUACUUUCGCAGUUC
Williopsis jadinii is the source of this 642-nucleotide messenger RNA. RefSeq names its product N-acetylglucosaminyldiphosphodolichol N-acetylglucosaminyltransferase catalytic subunit ALG13 (gene ALG13). Gene Ontology annotation, molecular function: hexosyltransferase activity. The record is from RefSeq and is a predicted model, not a curated record. The transcript has a single exon. Gene Ontology annotation, biological process: dolichol-linked oligosaccharide biosynthetic process. Bases 28 to 540 code for a protein of 170 amino acids. Lineage: Eukaryota; Fungi; Ascomycota; Saccharomycetes; Phaffomycetales; Wickerhamomycetaceae. Gene Ontology annotation, cellular component: extrinsic component of endoplasmic reticulum membrane; UDP-N-acetylglucosamine transferase complex.